AUGAGGGCACAACUCAGGGACUCUCCCUUUGAGUCUGCCCGUGUGUCUAUCCACAAGUACUGUACUCUUUUUCCUCCUAAUACAUACUUCGUUUGCUUCACUACUUUCUUUGUGGAAAUUCCUUUCUGCAAAGCCUCAGGGCCAGAGCCCUUGUCACUGACCACUGAUCUAAUGGCCAGGUUAGGUGCUUUCAUUGCUGCAACCCAGCUUCGAUCUCUGGCCGGGAACCCAGGCCCUGCUUCAAGCCAUUGCAGGCCGAGGCCACCCAAAAGCAAUUACAAGUCAGAUGGUACAGAUAACCAGUUUUAA
Rangifer tarandus platyrhynchus (Svalbard reindeer) is the source of this 309-nucleotide messenger RNA. Lineage: Eukaryota; Metazoa; Chordata; Mammalia; Artiodactyla; Cervidae. The record is from the annotation of a GenBank genome assembly.